CAAACCUUUAAAUUUCAUUUACUUCAAUAUUUGAGCACACAUGGUCAAUUAUUUAAACAAUUUUAAGCUAUUAUAAACAAAACGAAUGAAAUUAACUCACUUUUGUGAGGCAUCUGCUGAGUAGACCUCCGCGCAGGAUAUGUCUCACGAAUGUAUGAGGUGAAAGAAACCCAACGACAACACAUACCUCAAUACAAAAAGUUUGAGAAGAAAUGAGUAUCAGCUUAGCUUCUAGAGGAAGGAAAAUAAAAUCCUUACCUAAAAAUCUUGAGUUUCCUUUAGAUGGUUCAAUUGACCAACUGAAGGAAGAGAUUUCUCAAAGAACCCGACUACCCAUUGAACGGUUGAGAUUGAGUACAGUUGAUGGUACAGUGCUUGUUCCAGGAAAAACACUUCGAAAGUUUGGAAUCGGCACUGGAACGACCAUAUGGGUGAAAGAUCUGGGACCCCAAAUUGGUUGGAGGACAGUCUAUGUUAUUGAAUACUUGGGUCCCUUAAUUAUUCAUACUCUUUUCCUUUUGAAUCUAAAGCUUAUAUAUCGACAAGAAUUCAGCUUAUCGUUAAAUCAAAAGGUUGCUUUUAUAAUGAUUAUUUUGCAUUUCUUGAAGCGUGAAUAUGAAAGCAUAUACGUUCAUCGCUUUUCUUCUGCAACUAUGCCAUUCCGAAAUAUUUUUAAGAAUUGCUUUCAUUACCACGUUCUUUCUGGUUUACUUCUUGCCUUUUUCAUCUACGGGCCAUGGCAUUCCCAAGAUUACAUUUGUCCUAAACUAUUUACCUUCUAUACUAUUGGUUGGACCGUGUCUUUAUUAUCGAAUUUGAAAAUUCAUUUGGAGCUUCGAAAUUUGCGACCUGAGGGUUCUUCCAAACGUGCCAUACCUUAUGGAUUUGGUUUCAACUGGGUUUCCUGCCCCAAUUAUUUCUUUGAAUCCCUUGAAUGGUUAUUUUUUGCUCUGAUUACUAAAUCUUGGGCUUCUUGGCUGUUCUUGGCCGUUGGAUUUGUACAAAUGUUGGUGUGGGCUCAAAAGAAACAUCAACGUUAUAUCAAAGAGUUUCCCAAUUAUCCCAAGUCUCGUAAAGCUAUUAUCCCUUAUUUCAUGUGAGUAUUAAGACACACAUUCUGUUUUAUUCCAAUCGAUCUUUCCGCCCUUUGCCUAUAUUCAUUUCUGUAUAGUGUUCAUUCAUGGGUUAUUAAAGACGUUAGAGGUUUCACUUUCUCACUCAUUCGAUUUGUUUCAGUCUUCCCAUUAAAUCUCACACUGCCAACCUUACAAGUAUAAGUACAAGUACUUGUUCAUACAACGAUAACAUCCACAUUGUGAAACUAAUUAUACAGUAUAGCUUCUGAUAUUAUUCCAACUUUUUACCAAACGGAAGGUUCAAAGUCAAUAUAAACAAACGUAAAUAAACACUACUUUUACACUUAGAUAUGACGGUUCCUCAAGCUUUGCUUAUUGGAAGGUUUAGUUUUUAAAAAGAAAAAAGAAAUGUUUGAAUGAUGUAUUUCAGGAGUUGUUUUAUUCAAUGAACAAUGAAUAUCCCCUUUUUUUUGCAGAUCUGUUUGUUUACUAAAUUGGUCUUUGUUUACAUUUGAAAUUACUAUAAAUUGUAGGAUAACCCGAUACUAUUCCUGUGUCCGUGCCUGC
Molecule: messenger RNA, 1643 nt
Organism: Schizosaccharomyces octosporus yFS286
Lineage: Eukaryota; Fungi; Ascomycota; Schizosaccharomycetes; Schizosaccharomycetales; Schizosaccharomycetaceae
Product: enoyl reductase
Exons: 3
Coding region: 213-1100 (295 amino acids)
Biological process (GO): very long-chain fatty acid biosynthetic process
Molecular function (GO): protein binding; oxidoreductase activity, acting on the CH-CH group of donors
Source: RefSeq, a predicted model, not a curated record